Molecule: messenger RNA, 1439 nt
Organism: Oncorhynchus masou masou (cherry salmon)
Lineage: Eukaryota; Metazoa; Chordata; Actinopteri; Salmoniformes; Salmonidae
Product: myb/SANT-like DNA-binding domain-containing protein 1
Exons: 3
Coding region: 45-887 (280 amino acids)
Biological process (GO): positive regulation of DNA-templated transcription
Cellular component (GO): nuclear body
Source: RefSeq, a predicted model, not a curated record
CCAAACCAAAACAGGAAUAGAGUACUUUCGAGGGGGCUUUCAAAAUGGCCACCGAGGACAGUUUCAGUUACCUCUUCUUGGGCCACAGCGAGAAGCACAGAAGGGCCCGAAACUGGACUGAUGCGGAGAUGAAGGGGCUCCUGUACGUCUGGGAACAGAACGUCGCCGAGCUGAAGAAAUGCAAGAGGAAUACUAAGAUCUAUGAGAAAAUGGCCCAGAGGUUCUUCGAGCUCACGGGAGAACAGCGCCACCGGGAGGAGAUCAAGAUGAAAAUCACCAAUAUGUCUUUUCAGUACAGGAAAAUGAAGUGCACGACCAAUGGGAGUGGAGGUACCCCGGACUGGCCGUACUACCAAGCCAUAGAGAAGAUCCUCACCAAGACUGCCGAUAAUGUGACUAUGAACCCAUUUGAGCUCCAGUCUUCGGGCCCCUCCACCUCCAAUGAGGCCUCGAUCUCCCAUGCGGAGGGCAUCCCCAUGGGCGUCCUUCCGGAGUACACAGGCUCCUCUGAUGAGAUGGAAAUUAGGGAGGACCUGGGUGGAUCGGAGAGCUCUGGCAGUCUGCAUUCCGGGCUUCCCUGUACUGAUUCCCACCCGGCACCGGCCAAGAGGAAAAAAGUACACCAGCACCUCUCCCUGAAGCGGUGGAAGCUGAAGGUGAUGGAGGCAAUGCUGCAGGAGCAGCGGAAGGUGAGCCGGGCGGUAGAGGAGACAUGCCGCGAGGUGCGCCGCGUCAUGCACCAGCAAAACUUCCUCCAGGUGCAGAGCCUACAGCUCCAGGAGCGCAUGAUGAACCUGCUGGAGAAGAUGAUUCAGCCACCUGCUGCCCCCAUACCCACCUGGGGUUCUGCUGCCCAGCCAGGGGUCAAAGAGCCAGGGCAGGGGUGAAGGGUCAAGGGUGAGGGAUCAAGGGGGGUGGGGGUGGUCACCCCCCUAUGGCUAUGCUAGAAAGGACCUGCUAUAUGGCACUUUUUAACAACUGAUUGAUAGCGAUUACUGACUGUAAUUGUCAAUCUCAAUCUCACCCUUAUCCCUAACCUGGACAUUUAACCCCCAGAGAGAGGGAAAAGCUUAUCAACUUGCUCAACAGUAUUGAGAGAAUAUAGAUGGUUUCGUCUUUUCUAGAAUGGCCAUCUUGUAGUUUCUGUGAGAGAGUGAGAGGUCAGGGGUGAGGGUUCCGAGGUGUACGGCUGAGGCUAGUUCUUAGACAUGUUCCACCAUUCAGAUUUGAAAGAUAUCUACAAGCUAGGAAAAUACGUGUUCACAUCGACAAAAGACAAUGUAUGUCCACAAAUUCUAUAUCUUGAUGACAAAAGGCAUGGGCAUUUGAUGUUGUAUCAAUUAUGUUUUAAUGUCUGUCCUGCUAUGGUUUUUGCAUAUCCCAACUAGCAUAGCCUACUUGUUUGAAAUGUAUGACUGAAAUAAAAACAUAUGUUCUGU